AGGAACAAUGAAUACUGCCUCAACUUCAGCAAGAGGAUCGUAUUCCACAAACCACCCAAGACCCUUUUUUUUGGCUCAGCCAUCAGCUCAACAGCCUUAUCCAAGUCCUUGGCACCUCAGUUAUGUAUACAGCCCAUACUGCUUAUCUGCUCCAGGCUUCCCAAGUGGAAAUCCAUAUUUUCCAUUUUAUUCUGUUGGGCUCCAUGAGUACCCUGGAUUUCUUGUCCCACAACAUCCAGUGCAUGCAAGAAUUAACAGAAGACCUUAUUUUAAUGCUGCCUCACCUUCCCCUGUGUUCUAUCAUGCAACAAGAUUUAGACAUUAUAAUAGUCCUGGGAAGAAAAUGGAGACAAAAGAAACACAGACUGAUCCUAGACAGCCUGAAAGCAAGCAAAAAAGGCAGCAAGAUAGAGAAAUGAAAGGUUGUGAUGCAGGAAAUAUAGCCUGUGUUUCUCCUGGUAUAGGUACAGAGACUGAAAGUACUUCAGAGAAACAAGAUUCAUGUGGGUCUUCUAUCGUGGUAGACAGAGAGUUUCAUAAUAAGAACCCUGCCAGCUCUACACAGCAUAGAAGUCUUCCUACUGGAAGCUAUGCCUUUGAGAAGGAAGAAGUGAGGAUAGAAUAUGGAAAUGGCUCUCCAGCUAUUCAGCUGUGGAAGUCCUUUAAAGAAACAAUUCCGUUGUAUGACGUGGCAAGUGGUAAACGAGUUCCAGAGAACAUAGUGCCACAUGACUUAUUUUCUGCUAGCUCGUGUGAAGGUCUGAUAUAUGGCCCUCAUGAAGGGGAGAAUAUACUGCCAGGGGCUUGCUUAGAUGAGAGAAAAGCUGUUGUCAGCUCCAAACAGGGUGCUGAAACUCUGCAGGAGAGAGAUGUCCAAAAUAAUGAAGUGAAGCUGGAUGCAGAAAAGCUGGCAAAAUGUCCUCCAGGUGAAACCAUGGCAAUGCAAAUCACAGAGUUGGCAAGAUCUGUUGGGGUAGAUCAACCAGUGGUAAUAACUAAGAAAUCUAGCACUAUAAGGUCUGCACAAUCAAAAACUUCUCAAGAAGAGCCCAGCUUUAUUCAACAGGCAGGACUAUUUCCAUCUAAUAUGGAGGUAAUGAGUGACUUUCAGCAGAAAAAGCUGAGUUUAAGCCACAGUGCAACCAAUGAAAGUCAGACAGAAAAAAGUAUUUGGUGUGACAAAUCAAUUGAGAAGUUUGCUCCCUCUAGCACCAGGCUGGCUUGUUUGGACAGUAUGGACACAACCUACAAUGUUUGUUUGCCACAAAGGAAGCGUCAAUGUGCAAUCAGUCUGUCUUCUGAUGACAUGUCCUCUAGGGAGGAAGACUCAUCAAUUGAUAAUGUCUCAGUGUCUUAUUUUGUGCCUGACUAUGUGCUUCAGAAGAGCAUGCAUACCUUUCAGAAAAGUACAGAGGGUUUAGAGAACAACAAGCAAAUUAGAAGUGGUGGGUCCCUUAAUGUAGAUGAAGUGGUAGGAAAGGAGCAGGUGAACAGCUUGAAUGACCAAGAUGUCAACUCUUCAAACACAAAGAUCAAAGAGACUUCCAGUAAAGGUAGAAAGCUGGGAGCUCUUUCUAGGUCCUCUAAUAGGAAAGAAAUCGAUUCUCUCAACAAAAAAGCAACUAAGAGUUUAUCAGAAGUCGAGGACUCUGAAAAAUACUCUGUGAAGGGAGAAGAAGAAGAUGAAGAUGGAGAAGAUGAGUAUGAGGAGGAAGAGGAUGAUGACAUAGAUGAAAUUGAGUAUUUCUUCCAAGAAGCCCCUCCAUAUGGCAUCUUGAUGCCAAGUGAAGGAAAUUUCUACCAAGUUGGCCAGAGAGUGCUUUGGAAGCCACCUAAAAAUGCUGUACCAGCACAAUUAAUUAGCUGGCCUGCUCAAGAGAAAAUAAAAACAAAGAGUGGAGUUGUUGAAAAUAUUGAUAUAGUUUACAAGCCAAAGAAGAGAGAACAAGAUGAAGUUGUAUACAGUGACUAUGGGUAUUAUAGAAGAAAGAGGCCUAUGACAAGAAGAAAAGGACUUGAACACCAGCGAAUGCUACGGAAAUUCUUGGGAGGAAGGCUGUUAAGGGGGAACAUGGGGAUACCACCUGAAGAGUACUGGAUUAGAAGUGGUGCUAAACCCAGAUUUACCAGCCAACUACGUGGUAGUUUCUCACCUCCAGCAAAGAGCAAAGAUCAAGUGUGCCCACCUUUGGUUAGACCAAAGAGGAGAAGAAUUUGCAAGCCGGCUUCAAAACGCAGAGACACGAGACAUGAGGUGGAAGAAGUAGAAAUGCGGGAGCUGCCUAAACACAGUGUAUACAAAGGGCAUUGAACAAGGAAGUCCCUCUCUAAGAAAAGAUAAUUGCAAAUAUUGGAGCAAAAGGGGGUGAGGGGAGGGAAUAUCAAAGAUCUGUUCUGUAUAAAUCCAAGAUUUGAUCAUUAUUCUCGUAUAUUUUGUAAGUUGCUGUUCACUCUAAAAGGGCAAGAAGUGACACUAUAAAGACUGAGGACACAAUUAAAAUGGAAUGCAGUAUUUAAUCCAAAGUCACCUUUUUAUAACUAGCACAUCCACUAUUUAAAUAAUAAAUUUCACAGAAUUGCA
Messenger RNA from Oenanthe melanoleuca, 2581 nucleotides. RefSeq lists its product as uncharacterized. The record is from RefSeq and is a predicted model, not a curated record. The transcript has 5 exons. The coding region runs from base 8 to 2311 and encodes 767 amino acids. NCBI's taxonomy places the organism in Eukaryota, Metazoa, Chordata, Aves, Passeriformes, Muscicapidae.